UUACCAUUGACACCAAUGUGUUGAUAUAGCAUUUUCUUUUGAAAUGAUUUUUCUUUGUCUCGCUGUGACAAGGUACUCGCCACAUCCUGGUUCUGUCAUCAGAACACGUCACAUUCAGAGAGUUGAACCUAUUUCCUGUACAUCUCUCUGACACACACACGUUUUCUCUACACACUCUCUCACACACACAUUCUCUCUCUCUACAGACACUUUCUCUCUCUCUACACACACACUUUCUCCAUCUCACACUCACACUCUCUACGUCCACACUUGCUGUCUGCUAAAUAACAGUGUCAGGAAUAUCAUCUAUCAUGGUGGGCUACUGUCCCAUCUGUGGGAAACCCGUCUACUUUGGUGAGAAGAAGAGGUCGUUGGGGCGUGACUACCACCCUCUGUGUCUGAAGUGUCAACAGUGUCAGAGACAGUUGACCCCAGGACAACAUGCAGAGCAUGAUGAGAAGCCCUACUGCACUAACUGUUACAUGAAGACGUUCGGUCCCAGAGCUUCAGCUCUGGAGCUCAGAGAGACCAUCUCCAUGGCAUUGGCAUCAACAUAA
This is a messenger RNA of Coregonus clupeaformis (lake whitefish), 557 nucleotides long. RefSeq names its product cysteine-rich protein 2-like. The coding region runs from base 312 to 557 and encodes 81 amino acids. NCBI's taxonomy places the organism in Eukaryota, Metazoa, Chordata, Actinopteri, Salmoniformes, Salmonidae. The record is from RefSeq and is a predicted model, not a curated record. The transcript is spliced from 4 exons. Gene Ontology annotation, biological process: regulation of gene expression; intrinsic apoptotic signaling pathway in response to DNA damage. Gene Ontology annotation, molecular function: zinc ion binding.